AUGUCGUCUUCUCUGGCAGCGGACGCUGCUUUUGACUUUACUUUCCCUUCGUGUGACCCGGCCACGCCACCGCCGCCGGCCAUCUCCCACUCUUUCUCUUACAAUCCCUCCUCGCUGUUGGAAAUUCCCUUUCAACCCUAUGGUGGAAACAACGGCGGCAAUCAUCAUGGACACGGCCAUGCGCGCUCCAGCUCUCAAUGCUCGGCUUACUCUGCCUACUCAUAUGCCUCGUCGACUCCUUCCGAGGCAUUCCUGACUACCCCAGCUGUUUCCGCAUACAGCACUCGAAACAGCACGCCGGUUCGGUCGCCUAUCCGCACUCACGGCCCCUUGCUACUCCCUAAGAUCAGGUCCCAGGACCAAGCGUUAGGGCCUGAAGACGCUACCAUUGCCACGGCACCUCUCAAGCGUGCUCGUGCCUCGCCUGUCCCGACGACGCCUGGAAGCGGUACCACCAGGAGCCGUUCUACGACCUCUGUUAACCGACGUCGAAGUGCUCUCGCCACACCCAAGCAGCCGUAUGCUGCAUCUGUAGCGGCUGCCUCACGCCAUAUGCGCAGCCUCACGAACCCAGACUCGGUUGUGCCUUUCAACGCUUCUCAGUCAUUUUCUGUCGACAACACCCAGGAGCAAGCUGCAUCGGCGAGGGCCGUGACGCCCGUGUCCGUUUUCGAGUCUACACCCCCACCGCCUACACUGCUGUGCUCUCCUGUCAACUUUGUUCAGUCAUCGACGCAACUGUCACAGCUUACGCAGUCUGCUUUCCCGCAGCAGCAGCACCACCACCAUCACCACCAGAGCGAGUCCAUCCACAGUCGCCGUGCAUCGACAUGCAGCCUUGAUGGCAGCUUCACUUUGGAUGGCAAGUUCGAUUAUGAGUAUGGCUUUGCGCCGUACCCAGGCACCGUGCCAACCAACUACAUGACCGCAGAUGGCAGCAGCCAGGAAAGAGAGACGUACCUGUACCGGGACCAGGAACAACAGCCUCAGCAGUACAUGCCGCGGGAGACUUCUCCACUAUCGGUGGAGUCCGCCUCGCCAGAGCCCGUGGUCUUGCCGGCACCCCUCUCUAUCCCGGUGACGGUGCCCGUCAUCACAGCUACGCCACCAUCAGCCACAUCGGCUCCCGCUACAUCAGGACCGACCACCUCGCUGGUGACAUACUUGACGGCGCCCAAUCCAGCUCCUGCCUUGGUGCGCACCAUAUCGUUCCCUCUUCGGGACCCCAACACCAAGCAUUAUUGGUGGGAUGUGCGCCAGGUGCGCCCCUGGUCAUCCUUUACAAUGCCGAACCUGUCGGCUUUGCCCGGUGCAUCCUCUGUAUUGACAUGCCCCAUGCCUGUGUCACUCCUGCCGACGCCGCACGCGCCUGCCCGCAGCAUCCAUCCGGAGACAGAGUCAGACCUACACAACCUGUGCGCCGCGCAUUACCUGCCGCGCAUCAAUGCCGCACUCGCCUUCUCGUCCUCGCGCCCGAUUCAGCUGACAUCUUCGACUGCAUCCGUCGACGCCGUUACUGCCUCGACCUACGACGAGUUCUUUGUUGGUCAUGUGGCUGGCGACAGUGCCCCCGCUGCUGCGCUUUUCGGUGGCAAGCCCACCGCUCGCGUUGUCGGCCUUGUUAAGAGCUUCGACCGCUUCAACACUGGCAUGCGCGCCGAAGGAAACAUUAAGCGUGUCGAGUACUUGCGCGGGCUGGCCCACUUGCACCACCUGAUGCGCGAGCACAGCUGUCGCUACGGUUUCCUAAUCACCGAGAUCGAGCUUGUCAUCGUGCGCAAUGGCACCGAGACCACGCCACAGUUCGGCCAGCUGGAGGUUGCCAGUGUUCCCUUGGCCAAGACGACCGUGAGCUCCCAAGCAGUUGAUGACAUAAAGGAUGGGCUUGCGGAGACGCCCCUGACAGCCGGCCUGGCACUGUGGGGUCUUUGCAUGCUGGCAAGUGACGAGAUGGCGGCUGCCGCUGUAUCUCCUUCAGCAGCAUCGUCGAUGCCUCUCCUUUGUUCAUAUAGCACGCACAUUGGCGCUCCCGCUGAGGGUACGCGUCGUAAAGCUGCACCUCGUGCUUCCUGGAUGCCGCUGCCGCAGCUUGCCGAGAAGCGUACUGCCAAGCGGGCGCGGGGUUGGGUGAUGCCGGAAGAUGCUGUCGGCCGCAAGGAGAUGGGCCGCCGGGGUGUGCGGUACAAUGGAGCCCAUUGA
Molecule: messenger RNA, 2199 nt
Organism: Sporothrix schenckii 1099-18
Lineage: Eukaryota; Fungi; Ascomycota; Sordariomycetes; Ophiostomatales; Ophiostomataceae
Product: sialidase-like protein
Exons: 1
Coding region: 1-2199 (732 amino acids)
Source: RefSeq, a predicted model, not a curated record